AUGGCCUUCAAUGAUCACGAUACUCAGGAUAUCAUGAAUCCUCUGGACUUCUACUUGUCAGUGGUCACCAUAUUGAUCAUUGCCUCCAUUCUGUGCAAUGGAUUCAUUGUAACUGUGAACAUCAUGGACUGGUUGAAGGGCAAACUCCUCAACCCAGUUGACCAGAUCUUGGUGGCCCUCAGCAUCUCCAAUACUGGAUUAUCCUACAGUUUUUGGAACUACAUUUUCUUUAUAUACUUUUGGCCACAGUUCUUUUUCAUGGAUUACGUAUUUCCCAUAGUUUUUACUGUGAUGCUGUUCAUGACCGUCUCCAGCUCGUGGCUCACUGCUUGGCUCUGUCUUUAUUUCUUUGCCAAGAUUAUUCAUUUUAAGUCUUCCUAUCUUGUCAAACUCAAGCUGACAAUUGAUGUGGCAGUCCCAUGGCUCAUUGUGUUCUCUGAGGUUGUGGCUUUCUCCAGCUCUCUGCCCCUGGUGUGGACCAUCUUUAGGUCCUUACCUCUCAACUCCACAUCACACAAUCAGACCCGUCCAGUAGUUUCCUUUCACAUAAACAGUAUGUAUAAUGUUUUUGUUCUUGGCUUUAGUAGCAAUUCGUGCUUUGUCAUUGUCCUUGUGUCCACAAUCUGUAUAGUUUGGUCUCUCUGUAGACACACUUAUCGGAUGAAGAAGACUAUGUCUAGUGAAGAGUAUUUUCGGAUUAGGACUCAUCGGAGGGCUGCACAGACUGUGGUGUCUCUUCUUCUCAUCUACAUUACAUUUUAUGUGACCUAUAUCUUGAUGAUGUCAUUCUUUUCUUCUUAUAAUAUGAGCAUUUAUUACUGGAUCACCGUGUGGGUUGCAUUGUCCACUUCUCCAGCAAUGUCCAUGGUAUUCAUACUUGGUAAUUCUAAGCUACGCCUGGUGUUUGAUAAGAUAUUUUGUAGUUCCCCGCCAUUAGACUGA
Molecule: messenger RNA, 942 nt
Organism: Bufo gargarizans (Asiatic toad)
Lineage: Eukaryota; Metazoa; Chordata; Amphibia; Anura; Bufonidae
Product: taste receptor type 2 member 40-like
Exons: 1
Coding region: 1-942 (313 amino acids)
Biological process (GO): detection of chemical stimulus involved in sensory perception of bitter taste; G protein-coupled receptor signaling pathway; sensory perception of taste
Cellular component (GO): membrane
Molecular function (GO): bitter taste receptor activity; G protein-coupled receptor activity
Source: RefSeq, a predicted model, not a curated record